UUGACCAAAAUCGGAUUUACGACAGUUCCACAAACAUACAGCCGUCUCCCUUUACGGCAGAGGGUGUCGCCCGCUAAGAAGAACCAGGCAGCUGUCAGAAGGCAAUGCACAUUGGUGCAGACACACAGCUCGGUGGAUCCUUCAAAGCUUUAGCUGUGACGGCGCUCCUGAGUGUGUUUAUGUUCCCGCUGCUGAGGACUGUUGGACUGAGGGCGUUUUCCAUGGCAUCUGAGACGUACGUGUCGGGCACACACUCUGCCGCCUUCGUCACUUGUCCAAACGACACAGUGGCUAAAACCUUGGCCAGGGGUAUUGUGGAAAACAAGCUAGCUGCUUGCGUCAACAUUGUUCCAGCAAUCACAUCUGUAUAUGAAUGGCAGGGUAAGAUUGAAGAGGACAAUGAAGUGCUUCUGAUGAUUAAAACAAGAAGUUCCAAAGUGCCUGCUCUUGCUGAAUAUGUCCGCUCCAACCAUCCUUACGAGGUGGCCGAGGUGAUCAGCCUGCCUAUUGACCAGGGCAACCCGCCCUACCUCAAGUGGAUGGGAGGAGUAGUCCCCGAGUAGGGACGAGUAACGCUUCCUGUUUCCCUCAAAGCCACGUCAAGACACUAUCUCCACCUGUAAUGAUAUUACCAAAGACAAAGAGCCCGACGUGUGACCAAGAAACACUUUGUGAAAUGAUUCCUCAUGUGAGCCGUGUGUUUACCUGUAGAGGGCGGCCUCGCUCUGUCACGUGCAGAAUAACCUUCUCUGAACCGGCCAGAACAUGUUCUAACAUCAUCAGCUAGAACAUGUUCUAACAUCAUCAGCUAGAACAUGUUCUAACAUCAUCAGCUAGAACAUGUUCUAACAUCAUCAGCUAGAACAUGUUCUAACAUCAUCA
Cottoperca gobio is the source of this 882-nucleotide messenger RNA. Its product is annotated as protein CutA homolog. Gene Ontology annotation, molecular function: copper ion binding. NCBI's taxonomy places the organism in Eukaryota, Metazoa, Chordata, Actinopteri, Perciformes, Bovichtidae. Bases 105 to 563 code for a protein of 152 amino acids. The record is from RefSeq and is a predicted model, not a curated record. The transcript has 7 exons. Gene Ontology annotation, biological process: response to metal ion.